AUGGACAGACCUCCUCGAAAGCGCAAGAAGUCCUCAAAAGCCUUGUCCUCGCUGUGCUUCAUUUCCAGUGCUUCGGGUGCUUCGCAGUCAUCUGUCACAGAUCCAAUCGAGCUGCUUCACGAUCCAUCCACCCCAUCGUCGAUAGCGCAGAAUACUGUCAGAUAUACCUCCCGAAUAGUACAGAAGUCAGUUCAUGGCAGAUAUCGCGAGUCAACAAGUACCUUCGAACAUGUUUCCAAUGAGGAAGUAAGUUCCUCCAUGACUGAUGAGCAAGGCGCUAGCGCUAGCGCUAAUGCUGAAUCGCCUGGUGGUAAUGCUGAGUCACCCAGCGCUAAUGCUGAAUCAGCCAACCCAAGUCCUGUCGACGUGGCCCCCAAUCCUACCAGCAGCGACGAUGUUCACGAGGUGUUCGAGUCUCCUCUCCCACAUCGUCUUCAACUAUGGGCUUCGGAUCGUCGCCAGGCUUACCUCGAAGAACUCGAGGGAGUAGUUCCCUGUGAAAACAAGGGUGAAUACCGAUGCAUUGAUUGCUUCGAUACGAGACUCUACUGCGCAAUAUGUGUUCUUCGUCAACACCGUCGCACUCCCCUUCAUCGCAUUGAGGUCUGGCAAGAUGAUUGUUUCACUCGCACAUCUCUUUGUGAGCUUGGCCAUGUCAUACAAUUGGGUCAUUACCACGGCGAGAUAUGCGCUCUCCCCAGUAUCAUACGCAAGGGAUUCUAUGUUAUCGACGUGUCCGGGAUCCAUCUAGUAUCCAUCCGCUUUUGCGGCUGUCAAUUCAUCAGUGACGACGUUCAACUCCUGCGAUAUCGGUGGUACCCCGCAUCUUCCGUGAAACCCCAAACGGCCUUCACCCUCGAUCUUCUCAACACAUUUCAAAUCAUAACGUUGCAAGGAAAGCUUUCCGCUUACGACUUUUAUCUCUCUAUUGAGCGCAAGACCAACAAUGCGGGAACCAAGGACCUCCAAUCACGAUAUGAUCAAUUCCUUUCCUGCGUACGACAAUUCCGCCACCUUCGCAUGUUGAAACGCGCUGGCUUAGGCAUGGACAUGGUACCGGUUUCCUCGACAAAACCUGGCUCAUAUGCUGUCGAAUGUCCUGCAUGUCCUCAUCCCGGAAUCAACCUCCCUGACGGCUGGGAACGCGAACCAGAGUCGACGAGAUGGCUGUAUGGGUUGAACUUGACGAUCGACGCCAACUUCCGCCUUAAGAACAAGGAUAGAUCACUUGAAAAAGAUGAGCCACUUGGUGAUGGCUGGGGUCACUGGGUCUCUGAGGAUCCGUACAAGGCAUACCUUGAGGCGAAUACAGACGAGCCUGAGCCUAAUCUUUGUGAUUCGGAGCUCCGCGCAGUCGACCAUGCCAAUAAACGGCGUUCCCAAGGCUACGUGUCGACUGGUGUCGCUGGUGUGAUAUGCGCCCGCCAUGGUCUUGUUCGCAGAAAUGGACUAGGCAACCUACAGAAGGGCGAGAGAUAUGCAAACACCGAUUUCAUUGUUUUAUCAACCCUCAAGGAUCAUCCAUUCACCCGCUUAGUUCUGUCCUACGAUAUCUGUUGUCAGUGGUCGAGGAAUCUUUGGAACCGUAUCACUGGCUUUCCCGAAGACAUCCGCCUCUCGAGGGAGGCAUUCGACCGUAUCGCUUUCGUUAUCCCCAAAUUCCACCUCUAUGGUCAUGGCGACAAGUGCCAAAUUGCCUACUCGUUGAAUUAUCUACCUUGGUCGGCAGAAACUGAUGGGGAAGAUCCGGAGCGAUGGUGGUCACACAUUAAUCCCGUCAGUAUGAGCACGAAGGUCAUGGGCCCUGGCUCUCGAGCAGACACUAUCGACGAUCAUGCAGCCGCGUGGAAUUGGAGAAAGAUCGUGAACUUUGGUAAAUCCCUGCUCAGCCACUAUCAAAAGGCUAUCUUGAUGAGCGCACGCCACGCCGCUCUCCAUGCCGAAUACUCGGCUGAGUUUAGUGAAGCCGAUCUUACAGCUUGGACGCAAUUAAUUAUUGAUUGGGAAAUCGACCGCUCGAAACCUAAUCCCUUCGAAGAAAAGGAAAAGCACCGCUCCAUGGCCGACAUCCGCCUUGAAUUGGCCAGAGAAGAAGUCGCUGAGCCUGCUCGCAUGCAAUCCGUUGGGACGAAUGAGUUCCUGUAUAAGGGACUAGAACUAGAAGAGCUUCAGCGUGUCAUAGCAGCCUCUGCAAAGGAGAAGACGACACUUCAAGCUGCCGAGCUCCAAGAGAAGAGAAAUAAUUUAGGUCGUCGCAUAGAGCUUUGGCGCGCCGAGCAGGCCGAAUACAUGCCUUCCAUUUCCUCCGAUCUUGAACAGCGUGCAGGUUCAACACCUGAGAAAAUCUCUCUCCUUCUACCAUCACAGGUUCCCGCUACGUCAGAACUUACCUCGAUCCGAGAUAAAGAGAUGCGUAUUCGCCUUGCUCAAGCCGACGACGCUUUGAUGGAGCUUCGACGGUUACUGCGGAUCACGGCUGGCCUGACAGAGUACAAAUACACUCAAGUUGGUUUCGCUCAAGCUGCUAACACCCGCGCGCGUUCGCAAAUCAAUCGCUUCAAGGACAAGGUCCUUCUCACAGCUCAACGCUAUCGUGCCGCACAUCAGGCGCUCCUCUCACUUAACCCUCAAGGUGAUUGGAUUACGCGCCUUCGCAGGCUGGACGAUGCCGAUAUUCGGUGGCCAGGUCGUAAUCAAGAUGAAGCCGAAGGUACUCGAGAAAUCUCGUGGAUAUGGCGCGCUAGUGGUGCACGAGCCAGUGGGUCAGCGAUUCUCCGACCACAACGACCACCAAUCCGAAGCCCAUUUCAAACCCCUUCAUCUCGAGAUUUACUCACGUCCUCUCGCCCAACACCGUCACAAUCGUCUGCAGGCCCCGAACAUUCACCUAGCCUGGCCUCUGAUUCAGAGAUAGGUGAAGCACUCCGCGUUGAAUGGGCGAAGUCAUACGCACGCGCGGCUCGGUGGGCCGAAGAAGUAUCACUUGUUAUAGAGGAGAUGAGGCGUGUAGUGGUUUACUUGGAUUGGAAGGCACAGUGGUGGCGAAGUCGUUGUCAGCAACGACCCGACGUGGCUCGUGCGUUGCAAGAAGGCAUGAAUGCGUAUGCUAGUCGCCAAUCGAAGAUGCUUUGUACGAUGCGUGCACAAUUUGCGGCGGCAUGGUUACCAGUUUUGCGAGGUCAUAAUAGGGAUGUUCGGCAGACUGCGACGGGAUAA
This is a messenger RNA of Pleurotus ostreatus (oyster mushroom), 3216 nucleotides long. RefSeq lists its product as uncharacterized. The record is from RefSeq and is a predicted model, not a curated record. Bases 1 to 3216 code for a protein of 1071 amino acids. The transcript has 12 exons. NCBI's taxonomy places the organism in Eukaryota, Fungi, Basidiomycota, Agaricomycetes, Agaricales, Pleurotaceae.